Molecule: messenger RNA, 1516 nt
Organism: Gorilla gorilla gorilla (western lowland gorilla)
Lineage: Eukaryota; Metazoa; Chordata; Mammalia; Primates; Hominidae
Exons: 2
Coding region: 277-1020 (247 amino acids)
Source: RefSeq, a predicted model, not a curated record
GUUGGGGAGACACCGUGUCACAAUGACAAGGUGAGAUCAGCCGCCCUGGCCAAGCUGUCUCCUCGCGGGCAGGAGAGGUUUGUGAACAGCCAAGCUUCCCUCCGCACGGCGGAACUGCACUGGAAGCCUGGAGGAGCUCGGUGGAGGAGGGACCUUUGCUGGGAAUGGGGGGAGCUGUAGUCUCUUAUCCGCACCCAGCUAUUAGUCGUAGGCUCGCAGGACUACAAUCCCAGCACUAAACAGGAUUGUGAGCGGUGCGGAUCCCUGGAGGGAGACAUGGCGCGGUUUGCUCCUGCGGGGUAUGCAGGCAGGAGUAGUUUUAGCCGCUUCCGGCCGUUGAUCGCAGGCGAUCAACUACAAUCCCAGCAUGCAACGGGAGUGGGGGGUGGUGCGAAUGCCUGGAGGAAGGGGCCGCGUGGUGCGCGCCUCGCCAGGCAUUCUGGGAGGAGUAGUUUCUUAACCGCUUUCGGCUGUUGGUCGCAGGGCUACCGGCCUACAGUCCCAGCAAGCGCCGGGCUGCGGGGUGGUGAGCCGUCCCGGAGGGAGGCGCAAGCCGUGUGGACCUCUCUGCUUCCAAACCUAUGCUGGCCACUGAUUCUGUGCCAUCCUUGGCUAAGGGGAGUGAGUCCAGAGAGGGACUUAAGGGGCAAGUCGGGGCUGGGCAGUGAGAAGAGUGUGACGCUGCGAAGUGCACCUCGUCUUUGCCUAAAUCGGGCGGGUCUCAGCCUCACCCCACCUCUCGCUGCUCAGCUCGGUUUCCCUCCAGAGCAUCACGCCUCCUCCAGCACAGGAGAGCCGCCUGCUUUCCUAGGCUGCUGUGGAACUGGCCUGAGGUCCCAGACGCUGUCCAUUGUGCUGCCGCCCUCCGCGCUCUCCAGCCAGAGCGCCAGUUCACCGGCUUUUGGGAGAACUCCGCCGCCUGACCUGCCCGCGGACAAGGUCACAGCUUUGCAGGGGGUUGACAUGGGCUGUGGCUUCCUGGAAAUGUCACCCUCACCAGAGCCUUUUACAUGGAUGUGAAUUUUGAGACAUGAAGGAGGGGCUGCACCCCAUGGACCUGGGUUCCUGGAGUCCUUGACGGCUUUGUGUGGUCGACUUGUUUUGAUACUGAGGACACCCCUGCUGGCUGUUAAUUUCAGGGCAAGGGAUAUGAGGCCAUUAUUUUAAGUGAAAUAACUCAAGAAUGGAAAAUAAAAUACUAUUAUUUUUCACUUAUAAGUGGGAGUUAAGCUAUGCGUAUGCAAAGGCAUACAGAGUGAUGUAAUGGACUUUGGAGACUCAGAAGCAGAGAGUGGGAGGUGGAUGAGGGAUGAAAAAACUACCUGUUUGGUACAAUAUAAACUACUCAGGUGACAGGUGCACUAAAAUCUCAGAAUUCACUGCUAUAUAAUUCAUCCACGUAACCAAAAACCACUUGGACUGUAAAUGAUACCGAAAUAAAAAUUAUAAUAAAACAAAUUUAUAAUAAAAUUAAAAUUAUACUUACAUAAUUAUAAUAUAAACAAAAAUUAUAAUA